CAGUAUCCCUAAUAACAACACUUCUCUUGAACGAAUACCACAUCAUCAUAACGCUAUCAAGUUCAAAGGGUCGUUGCUCCUACACAAAGUCGUUAUUCAAUGCAAAGUGUGUUAGAUACGGCUCAUGCAACUACCCCAGACUCUGUCUUAGCAAGCACCCUACACGGCACCACUAGCUCCGUUGACGACCUCACGCUCGCUUUAAAUAACUUUUCCCGCUUACUGUCUCCAGAGCCUCAGCAGAAUGUGCUUUGCUGCUGCGGGGAGGAAGAUUGCGAAGUUACAAAGAAUUGGUUAGCGUUGAAGACCAGGCUCGAGAGUAGGCUCAUUUUAAGUGCCGAAGUUGGUUCUGCCUUGUUGCGGAGACAUGAGGCAUACGUGCGACAACACGAGCCGGGUGACGCUACUCCUCACGAGGUUUCAGCGGACGAGACGCAUGGCGAAGCUUCCAGGCGGGAUACAGAUGUGGAUUUCCAAAUUACCGAGCUCAUCCAAGAGAACGCGGUUCUUCAGAAGCGCCUUACCCAAGCUCUACUGAACAAUGAAGUUUCUGAGGCAUCCAACAAGGAUGUUUUACAAGAGCUGGAGGAAGCGCGUAGCACAGUGUCGAAGUUGGCAGCGCAUCAUGCACGUUCUGUGGCGCUCGAUGCCAAGCUAGCCACGGCUCUCCGAGAGAAAGAUGACAUCCGGCAGGAAUGUGAAUGUCAAGUCCAGAGAGCUAAACAAGCAGAAGCGCGUUUGACUGCUCUUUCUGAUCGUGCCGAUAAGCUCCAGGCAGAAGUCCGUCGCCUCCAAAGCAAUCUCGAAACGAAACGAGUUCAAAGAUUGGAAUCAUCGGAAUCAUUCUUACAAGAGGUUCGCAUGCGCUUGGAAGAGCUGCAGAAUCGUCAUAUGAAUUAUGCAGCAAUCCAAGAGAGUUCUGAAAUAUCGAACGCUCUGGAAUCCUUGGUUAUGGACAAUGAGGCCCUGAGGGCUGACAACCAAGAGCUACACGCGCUUUUAACAGAAUCACAGGAAGAUCUACAGGCACUGCGGACACGAACGGAAGAGUAUAACAUCAUUCCACCCAUCCGAGUCGACCCCCCGUCAAAGUGCACCUUCACUGACGGACCUUCCCCACUUGGAAAAGACUCCCUGUUACUAAGUUCCGCGAAGCGCCCUGCUAGUGUGGAGCCUAGGUGCCGACGUGACUACGAGCCACUAACACCUGAGACAAGUUGCCGGCCACUCUCUCCAACGGAAUCCUUCCUAUUUUCUGCACAAAAGGACCCCAGUCUCACCCAUCCAUACGCAGUCUGCUCGUCCUUUUCAACUAACUUGGAGACCGAUGGUUUUGACUACGCUCAGGGAUCAUCUCCUGUUACUCAGGCCACGAAAGCCGUACAGACGGAUCGAUGGCUCACUAUGAGCCCCAUGCCAUGUUGCAUCGACCAACCCUCAUCGACCCUCCACGAUGGACGAUCAGAGUCCUCUUCCCUUUUCGAUGGUCAAGGUUCGCAUAUGUCCGGCCUCUUGGAACGCAUGCUGUCUCUUCUGCAUCGGAUGUCUCAAGCCGAUGCUCUCACGCUCACGAAUCGGCUCAAAAGACAGCAUCUUCUAGGUGCAGAUGUCAAGCACCUCUCCCGCACGACAGUCAGUAACAUCCUAACAGAAGUUCCGCAAUUGCGUUCGCAGUACAGAGUAUUCCUUGAAGAUGAGAAAAUGGCCCUUUUGUGCACGCGAAGAGACCUACGUGCCUUGUUCAAAUUAGUCAAAGAUGCGUUCGACGAGAUGGGCCAAAUGCGUGUCACGCUGAACGACAUUAUACUGGAACCGUCUAUUGCUAGUAAAGUCAGCGAAAUGGCCCUCGACCCUGUCAAAGCGGAGGCAAUGGAAAGGGAGCGAAAGUCGUCAGGCUCUGCCGUCGGGUUGAGUUGGAUGUCGCCCUUCACCAAACUGUUUGGAACGUCGUUAUACGAUCUGAGCGGCGCCCCGCUCACAAUCUCCCCUUCUCGGCAGAUUAGCCGAGGAAGGGCGGAACUCCGGCACCCUCGACCUGUGCCCAAGAUUGGACCUGCGCUCGCUGCUUCCACCACUACCGUGAACGUAGAAUUUUCUGGCGCUGGGGCAGGUCGAUCCGUUGCGACAAUGUUCUCGUCACAUAGUCCAACUGGCGAGGGAGAUGGUGUGGGGGACAAGUUUCUAGAUUUGAAAUUGCACAGUCAGACCUCAACGACGACCAGUGUCCCCAAUGUUAUGGGCAUCUUUGUUGGUGCACCACGUGUAGAGGAACCAUCAGAGCCUUGGGUUGUCCUCCCUCGUGUGCCUCGACGUGUGCAGUCUACGUGUUUCGGAUCUGUAGCACCGGACAGCGGACCGGCUACUAUCGGUAGAUCCACACUGAGGAAACGACAUACGUCGCAGAUGUCAAGAGACGUGGACGCCGUGCUCGAUGCGGAGAUUAUUCGUAGGCAUGAUUCGGAAGGGAAUGACAUCCCGGGGCCCUUACCGCCUGAACACAAACUCCAUCGACGUGGCGCCUCAGACUCAUCGAUCCAUUCGAAGUUUACGAAGCAGGUUGAUGACUCUGGAGCUUCCGUUCAACGCCAGCCAAUGCAUGAGCAGCCCUCUGUUCUGCGGACCAUAAGUCGGACCGUCCUGGGCUUCAAACAAGCGGCUGCACACACCAUCUCGGGAGUCGCAAGCACUGCUGCGACAUCGUCACUGGCGUCCUCUUUCACAAGCUCCUCCGGGAAGGCCCCAAGUUUUAGUGAAGAUACAUCAAGGUCGCGUCCUCCGCGAUCGAGUACCCCCUCCUCAUCACUCGCCCCCAGACUCACGUCCUGGGCAACAGCUAGAACUACACUGGAGCCACCUAGCCUUCACAAGUCCACCAUGUUCGGCAGCAGUCUUCGCGAAGAACCAGUCAUACAUCGACACCUCGGACGCGAAUCCCAAGGACGGGAUAUAUGACCGACUACACGGUAUUAGGAGUUCAUUCUCCGCAGUACAUCUAUCUUAUGUUGCAGCUACGAUUUAUUCUGAUUGAUCUCUCCCUCGAACCCACUAUCCAACUCUCAUUUGUAUUUAUAACUCGGGCGCUCACUCAUGAACGGAUAUCCACCUUAGACAGUGA
This is a messenger RNA of Pisolithus orientalis, 3115 nucleotides long. RefSeq lists its product as uncharacterized. Lineage: Eukaryota; Fungi; Basidiomycota; Agaricomycetes; Boletales; Pisolithaceae. The transcript is spliced from 9 exons. The record is from RefSeq and is a predicted model, not a curated record. The coding region runs from base 100 to 2952 and encodes 950 amino acids.